AUGUGUCCGCACCCAGGCAUCAGCAAGAGUGAGCCCGGCCGAGCUCACCAAGAUCCUGAGCGAGCGAAUCCCCAACUUCAAGGCGUUGCUAUCGACAUCUUGAAUGAGAAGGAGACAGAAAGCGUGGGUGUCGUUGUCUCUGGAGAUGACCGUGCCAUCCUGGAAGGCGACAGUGUGAAGUGCACGGGAACGAUAGUCGAGGUGCCGAUCGGUGAAGAACUGCCAGGCCGUGUGGUGGACGCGCUGGCCACCAAGACGCGGCGCCGAGUCGAGCUGAAGGCUAGCAUCGUUCCUCAGAGCGUCCACGAGUGGAUCACAGCUUUGAAGGCAGUGGACAGAUGCCAAGACAGCCAAUGCCAUCGACACCAUCUUGAAUCAGAAGGCUGUGCCGUGGCCGAGUACCGGGACAACGUUUUGCAGCAAGGUCAUUAUUCUCCAAGUAGGCCGUGGCAUAUCGCGGGCGACGUGAGUGCUUACAUCCCCACCAAUGUAGCCCACCUUCUUGUUCUUCACAGACUGGUUACGCCACUUGCAGAAGACCAAGACCUUGAAGGAAUAUGCCACUCCAUGAAGUCUAUGAGUAUGGGAAGGCAGCUUCAGGUGUCUCACACGCGUAGAUCUGGGUUGACAACAGUUGGCAUUUCUGUGCUGAACACAGGAAAGGGCGACCAUGCUUUUUGCAGGAAUUGA
Molecule: messenger RNA, 690 nt
Organism: Effrenium voratum
Lineage: Eukaryota; Dinophyceae; Suessiales; Symbiodiniaceae
Source: the annotation of a GenBank genome assembly